This is a messenger RNA of Oryza brachyantha (malo sina), 1834 nucleotides long. RefSeq lists its product as uncharacterized. Lineage: Eukaryota; Viridiplantae; Streptophyta; Magnoliopsida; Poales; Poaceae. Gene Ontology annotation, cellular component: membrane. The coding region runs from base 354 to 1544 and encodes 396 amino acids. Gene Ontology annotation, biological process: regulation of peptide transport. The transcript has 8 exons. The record is from RefSeq and is a predicted model, not a curated record.
CGCUGCCGAAAAAUAGAAACUUCCACCGGUAGGUCACGCCCGCUAUUAACCCCACCCACCUCCUCCCUCCUCCUCCUCUUCGCAUCCCCUCUCUUUCUGUGAGGGGCGGGCGAUGAGGCGAGGCCAGGGGGCGCCGCGGAGCUCACCCACCUCCACCGGGCACCGCGCCGCACGCAUGCUGCCUCUCGGGGAGGAGAGGGGCAGGUGAGGAGGUGCUACCCGCCGCCCUCCGCCUCCGCCACGCCGCGAGCGCGCCCGCGCGGUUAAAUUGCUCUCGCCUUUCUCGCGCGCUCCCUCACUCGGCCACCCCACCAAGGCGGGCGGGCAACGGGAAGAGGAUUGGUCGGAGGGUAAUGGGUUCCGGCCUCAAGUACCGUGCUGGGCUCGCCCUCAUCGUGGCCGUCGUGCUCAUAUGGGUCACCUCCGCGGAGGUCACGCAGGGAAUAUUCACUAAAUACAAGCAACCUUUUGCAAUUACUUACCUGGGGGCCUCCCUUAUGAUCAUCUAUAUACCUCUGUCAUUUCUAAAGGAUUUUAUAUGCAAUUUAUUGAGAAGGUGUUCUUCAAGCAAUAAAGCCUCAAAAGUCACAAACAAAUCUUCUUUUGGUGGUAGUGCUCCUCUGAAGAGUGGUGAUUUCCAGAAGAUGUUGGAAAUGGAAUCGCAAAAAACUAUAGUCAUUAACUAUACUGAGGUGGAUAUUCCUGUAAUAGAAGAAACAAAACCACUUAUCUGUGGAAUCAACCAAUGUGAUAAUGUUUUGAAGGAGCAAGAACUUUCCACUUGGGAUAUUGCAAUGUGCGGAUUGUAUCUUUGUCCCAUAUGGUUUGUGACGGAGUACUUAUCAAAUGCGGCACUUGCAAGAACUAGUGUUGCUAGUACUACUGUACUAUCUUCAACAUCAGGACUCUUCACUCUUUUCAUUGGUGUGCUACUUGGUCAAGAUUCCAUAAAUGCUGCAAAAGUUAUUGCUGUUUUUAUUAGCAUGGCUGGUGUGGUAAUGACAACCAUGGGCCAAACCUGGGCAUCAGAUGAAUCAGAAGUUAGCAAUUCUGGUGGCACACAGAGAACUCUUCUAGGUGACAUGUUUGGUCUUCUGUCAGCUAUGUCAUAUGGUCUAUUCACUGUGCUUCUAAAAAAGUUUGCUGGAGAGGAAGGAGAAAAGGUUGAUAUCCAAAAAUUGUUUGGCUACCUUGGAUUUUUCAGUCUUGUUCUUCUCUGGUGGCUUGUCUGGCCAUUGACCGCACUAGGUAUUGAACCAAAGUUUACAAUGCCCCACUCAGCUAAAGUGGAUGAAGUGGUGUUGGCAAAUGGCCUUAUUGGAAGUGUGCUGUCAGACUAUUUCUGGGCUCUUUCUGUUGUUUGGACUACUCCCUUGGUGGCCACCUUGGGCAUGUCACUCACAAUUCCACUAGCGAUGGUGGCUGAUAUGAUCAUUCAUGGUCGUCAUUAUUCAGCAGUCUAUAUUUUUGGUUCUAUCCAGGUGUUCUCUGGGUUCGUCAUUGCAAACCUUGCGGACCGCUUUUCACGUUUUCUUGGGCUCUAGUGUCACAAAAUCAACCAGGUUUUAUUAGAGUGUACAUCUGUAAGUGAGGAUCGUUAGACAAAUAGUACUGGGCACUUUGCCCCCUUUACACACAGGAAUGGAAAUAUUUUUGUGGAUAGAAAAGAGUGAAAGCUAGCACAUGAAACAAUGCUGUAGCAAGAAGCAACCCUUGCAACUGUAAAUUCUUUUGCUAUGAAGUCCUGCUCAAUGUAUACUACUGUAGCUUUCUACGGUAGUCUUGCUAUGCUGCUUGCAUAUUUUAACUGAAUGCAUGUCUUUGUUUCGUUGAA